Molecule: messenger RNA, 1326 nt
Organism: Cadophora gregata
Lineage: Eukaryota; Fungi; Ascomycota; Leotiomycetes; Helotiales; Ploettnerulaceae
Exons: 5
Coding region: 1-1326 (441 amino acids)
Source: RefSeq, a predicted model, not a curated record
AUGGCUGAAGAUAGAGGUCCUGAACUGGCCGCUGUCUUGGGUCUGUUCUUAGGCCUGAGCUUGGUAUUUGUACUUCUUCGAGUCUAUGUUAAGACAUUCUUGAGUAAGAGCUGGGGAAGUGAUGAUAUCCUGCUCGUUCUUUCUUUGAUAUUCUUUACAACCUACUGCGCCUGUUCAGCGACAGGUGUAAACUAUGGUACUGGUCGCCAUGCAACAGACAUACCGCCAAAUGACAUCCCCAAAGCUCUAUACUACUGGUUUCUCUGCGAGAUAUUCUACGCCAUUACAACGCUGUUCAUCAGACUUUCAAUCGCAGUCUUCCUACUCCGGAUCUGCGUCAAGCCUCUACACAAAAACAUCGUAUACAUCACCUCAGCAGCUAUGAUCGCCUUCACCAUCUUCUACUUUUUCCUCGUCAUCUUUCAGUGCCAUCCAACGAGUUACUUCUGGGGACAGUUCGAAGGGAAGAAAGGGUCUUGCAUUAAUCCGGCGGUGGUACCGAAUGCAAGUAUUGCUCAUUCGGCCGUGGCGUUUACAGCGGACUGGAUCUUGGGGUUACUUCCGAUAGCGUUGAUUUGGGAUUUGAAGAUGAAUACUAGGACGAAGGUUUCAGUUGGGAUUUUGAUGUCGUUGGGAUUGCUAGCAGGAGUAGCUACCAUGAUUCGCGUCCCAUACAUCAAAGUCCUAGCACUUACCGAGGACUUCCUCUUCGCCACAACCGACGUAGCAAUAUGGUCUACCGUAGAACCCGGUCUCGGGCUCUGCGCCGCAGGAGGCGCAACACUCCGUCCUCUCUUCCGCAAAUUCUAUAAUCUCUCCACCCUCCGCUCUCGACCAACACGCAAUACGCACCAUCGAGACAGCCACAUGAUAAAUCUAGAUCACCAACAACUCGGCGGUAUCAACAGCUCGAAAAUUUCAUCACAAUCCAGAACUCAAUCCCACACACAAUACCACGCACAGAUCCAUUCAACAUCUCACUCUCACUCCCUUUCACAAUCACGAUUCCAAUUUCCCUUCUCCUCCUCAUCUUCAUCCUCGCCCCCAGACAACGAAAUCAUCUACCUCCGUUCCGACACGAUAGACACCUUCCGCAGUCCAUUUGGCGAUUCAAGAGAAAACGUCAAGGAUAGUGACAGUCACAAUAAUAGCAGAAGCCAGGAUGAGAGGAAGAAGAGCGAGAGCUCAAAGAUGGGAGGGAUCAAAAUAGAGCAGACGGUUGAGAUUUCUCGUGUUGAGAAUCAUGAAGAUCUGGAGAGUGAUGGUGGUUCACUGAAGAGCGUGGAGAGACCGAGGACUGCAAAGUCAAGUUGGGAUUUGGUGUGA